AUGGUGGAUACAGCAGCUGUUGGAUCCAACAACAAACAACGUGGCGUCCGAGGGGACUUCCAGAAGCGUCGCUUGCAUCCGCAUUCAGUUGACAGCAGUCGUACUAGCAAAGACAAGUCGAAGAAAAGCAAGAAAGCUGAUGCGGAUGGUGGUCGUGCUGGUGGCUUCUUCACAGGUACGGGCGGCUGGGUUAAUCCAAAGCAUGGUGAGCCUGGACACAUCCAUGGCUGGAAAAAGGGCGACGAGGUUCCUGCCGAUGCCACCCGUACAAGUCCGAUUAUUUCCAACUCGAUGGGUAGUAUCACUACCCAAACAUCCCAACUAGCCACGUACGCAGACAAGUGCGACGCGGCUCAAGCAGGAGCCGAAUUCCACACGUCUUCCUACGUACCCGUUUAUUAUCAGUAUGAAAUCCUCACGAGUACCACCCGCAAUAUCUUGGAUGUCGCGGAUAUUGUCGAUAAGGCCAUUCAGCACUUUCUAGCCAUUUGGCUUGUAGACUGUGACACCACGUCUGUUGAACCAGGAAACACCCGCAGGCAGCGGGCUUUGAUGGAAGAGCAAGUAUACUCCAAGUUCCAUGAUGAUGAUCAGCGCAAGUUGCAAUUGACUCUGGAACCUAUCGUAGGAACAGGAGUUGGCGAAUGGGAUAUUGUUCUGAUGGGAGGUACAGCAGCGGACAAGUGUUCCUCGGAGUUCUCAACUAUGGCGUUGCUCUCAACCGAUCUGAUCUGCUACAAGGUGAUUGGAUCUACCUACGUCUAUCUAGACACAACCAUGACAGUCACUCCCAAGGAUAUUGAGACGAUUGCCUUGGAAACCUUGACGGUGGGAAUGAACCUUGCCAGUACGGACUUUACAGGUCUCGAUCCAGAUAUUUAUGACUUGAACCUCGUAUCUGGCUAUGAAGCACCACCAACGGCACUCAUUGCAUCGAAUAGACCUGCCAAUCAACGAGCCUGGGAUGAUGGGCUCAACAACAACUCGGAAACUCCCAUUGAAUCACCCCCUACCUACACAAGUGGGCGAUCCGGUGGAGCCAAGUUCGGCAUUGCCUUUGCCAUAUUGGCAUGCAUUACCCUUGUUGCAUUUGCAGCAGUGUAUAUGUGGAAGAACCACGACCACCUCCUGGACGAUUACCAACGCCGCAACAAGAAGAAGGGCGGCAAGCACUUCAACUUGGACGAAGUCACCUUGCCUUCCACUCGAUAUGAACCUGAAACUUUCCCUUCCAAGGCUAACGUUUCCCGUGAGGAUGGCCCUUCUCAUGGAGAGAUGAAUGUUACACUUCGGUCCGUUACCAGCGUUCUGGGUGGUCGUGCCGGCUACAGGGCAGAGAGAGCUGCGGAUAGUCCAUCCUCCACAGGAACUCGUCCCCUCUCGCCCGAACCCGCAACUCCUCGACAUCACAGCGUGUUUGACAAAAGUAUCUUUGAUGAACACAACGUGCUUGUGGAAGAAAGCAACAUUGUGAGUCCUCGCUCCGAGCGGAGCGCGAUUAGUGAUGUUUCCGGGGUUUCCUCCGAGUACGACAACUACCGUGGGAAAAGUUAUUCCGCCGCUGCUCAGACUCCCGACGAUCGUAUCCGCACCAAGAGGUUAAGUAAGGGAGAUAUUCGCAGAAGCUUCCAAACUAUGAGCACGCCAUCGCAGAUGGUGUCACCUGAUCGUGCCUAUGAAAUGCAGGACACUGUGGAUUUGUAG
Molecule: messenger RNA, 1704 nt
Organism: Seminavis robusta
Lineage: Eukaryota; Bacillariophyta; Bacillariophyceae; Naviculales; Naviculaceae
Source: the annotation of a GenBank genome assembly